Messenger RNA from Sabethes cyaneus, 2178 nucleotides. Its product is annotated as UNC93-like protein. The transcript is spliced from 9 exons. The record is from RefSeq and is a predicted model, not a curated record. Gene Ontology annotation, biological process: regulation of muscle contraction; regulation of potassium ion transport. NCBI's taxonomy places the organism in Eukaryota, Metazoa, Arthropoda, Insecta, Diptera, Culicidae. Gene Ontology annotation, molecular function: potassium channel regulator activity. Bases 118 to 1653 code for a protein of 511 amino acids. Gene Ontology annotation, cellular component: plasma membrane; striated muscle dense body.
UUCUGGCUUCGAUAUCACCCGGCCUAACAGAGUUGCUGAAUCCAACCAGUUUUGUGGUGCGCGAUUUAUAUGUAAAUCAUCGUUGACCAUCGAUGUAAUUAAAAUAAUCGAUCAAUCAUGCACGGAGGAUUUGAUCCUGACAAGAACGAUUCCGCUUCAUUGCGAGAAAAGGUUAAGUUAUCCAAAAACGAAAAAUGGCGCAUCUUGAAAAACAUUACAACGGUUUCCGUUGCGUUCAUGGUUCAGUUCACAGCUUUCCAGGGAACAGCCAAUCUACAGUCGUCGAUCAACGCAAAGGAUGGGCUGGGAACGGUGUCGCUUAGUGUUAUCUACGCAGCGCUGGUCGUGUCUUGCAUAUUCCUACCGACACUCGUAAUUAGGAAGCUAACGGUCAAAUGGACACUGUGCGUGAGCAUGCUCUGUUAUGCACCGUACAUCGCUGCCCAGUUUUAUCCGACAUUUUACACGCUGCUUCCGGCUGGAAUGCUGGUAGGUCUAGGUGCAGCUCCCAUGUGGGCCAGUAAAGCCACCUAUUUGACGCAGUUGGGUCAAGUUUACGCUAAGCUAACCGAGCAGUCUGUCGAAGCCAUUAUAGUGCGCUUCUUCGGCUUCUUCUUCCUAGCUUGGCAAACGGCUGAGUUGUGGGGAAAUUUGAUUUCCAGUUUAGUUCUUUCCAGUGGGGCACAUGGAGGCACCAGUGUGCACGAUGACAAUGCAACCUUCGCGGAUUCGGCACUGGACAAGUGUGGUGCUAAUUUCUGUGUUGUCGAGACUACCGAUAACGCUAACCUCCAGCGGCCACCAGAUUCGGAAAUCUUCGAAAUCUCUGCUAUCUAUCUCUCUUGCAUCAUUGCUGCUGUCGUGAUCAUUGCCUUGUUCAUGGAUCCGCUAUCACGGUAUGGUGAAAAACGACGUGGAUCAAUUUCUGCAGUAGAAGUAUCUGGUAUCCAAUUACUGAGUGCAACAUUCAAACAAUUGAAGAAAGUGAAUCAGCAGUUACUGAUCUUGAUUACCGUCUUCAUCGGUAUGGAACAGGCGUUCAUCGGAGCCGAAUUCACCCAGGCCUACGUAUCUUGUGCGCUGGGGAUUCACCAGAUUGGAUACGUUAUGAUCUGUUUCGGUGUAGUGAACGCCAUUUGCUCGAUCAUCUUCGGAUCGAUAAUGAAGUACAUUGGCCGUAUCGUUAUUAUUUUGCUCGGUGCCCUUGUUCAUGGUGGGGUCAUAAUAUAUUGCCUGUUUUGGAAGCCGCAUCCCGAUCAUCCGCUGGUGUUUUUUGCCAUUUCGGGAUUGUGGGGAGUGGGAGAUGCCGUCUGGCAGACUCAAAUUAAUGGUAUCUACGGAGCACUGUUCCGGCGGAACAAGGAAGCAGCCUUCUCCAACUAUCGGCUUUGGGAAUCUGCUGGUUUCGUGAUUGCCUAUGCCUAUUCCACGCAGCUCUGCGCCCGUAUGAAGCUGUAUGUUUUAUUUGCGGUCUUAGCUCUUGGAAUGGUCGGAUAUGCUAUCGUUGAAAUUCGACAGGCAGCGAAGGAACGCCGGUUGAAGAAGCUCGACGAAACACCCAAGCAGCAGCAGACCGAAUCCGAUCGAAAGGAAAUCGAGGAGGACGACGAAAAGGACGAACUUGAAGAGGAUAUCGUUGUCACCCAUCUGUGAAAUGGUGCUACUCGCAACGUGAUACCACGCAUUGCGUUGGUUGGAUGCUUCCGUUGAAGCAUUGUUGAAUGAUUCCUAUUUAGAAUUACCUAACAAUUAUUUAAAGUUAUAGAAGAAAUGCAUCGAACAAUAUUUGUGCUAGAAAAAUUGAUCAAAUAGUCGAUACGUAGUUUAGAUGAGUUGAUAACAUUCAUUUGCUAUUAGCGCUGAGAUACACUGAGGAUACAGAUGUGAUCCUCCCUGAACAGCAGUAAGGGGCACCGUUAGUGUAUAUAAACCAACGUUGGCAAAAUUUUGCAUAGUAAGAACAGUUUUUGCUUAGUACUAAACCAUCAAGCCAUAAAAGAGCACCUUUUUAGUUAUACCUUCGUUGUGUCGAUGUAACAGGGAUAUUCGAGCUUCUGAAGUGGUAAAUAGAUCUCAUCCAGGCAUGUUCGCACAGUUCAAUUAAUUUCAAACGCAUUUUGAUGAGAGAGUUUGAGAAAAAAAAACUUACAAUAAUUCGUAAGUCCAGAAUGCCAACGA